AUGGGGUCGCACUCGGGCUACAAGGGCUUCAAGUCGUGGUCGGGCCAAGAAUGCCCGACGCUCAAGCCCGGCGAGAGCUACGACAGCCGGUCGACCAAGUUUAGUGCGAUGGGCCAAAGUAUCAUGAACACCAUGUGCGUGCAAAACCCGGCGUUUGGCAGCGUCUACCGCGCCGACUUUGGUCUUGUGACGCCGGCCGACUACAACACGCGCCUUGCCAAGCCGUGCUACGACGACGUGGUCGCGGGCAAGAAGUUUCUCGGCCAAAGUUUGUAUGAAAGCGAUUUUGUGCAUUUUUCCAACCACGGAAAAGCCUUGUUGGCAAAACCCAAGGACGACUUCAAGCGCGUCUUCGAGGCGCUGGCCCACGCCGUCGACCAAGACGACACAACAAACAACGCGGCGGUUGACGAGCUGCGGCUGCCGCGCGACCGCAUGAAGGAACUCCUGACGACAGUGUACGGCAGCCCGCCGUCGACGCGCCUUCUCGAGAUGUACAGCCACAUGUUUGACCCGAUUCCCGACGGCUACGUGACGUGGCCCGUCUUUGAAGAAGCCAUGGACCGCAUCCACCUCUUCGUCGCCAACAGCGUCGGCAAGCUCCACGGCAAACCGAGUUGGAUCGAGUAUUUGAGUAUGCGCCGACUCGUAACAAGCCAUGUGCCGAGCAGCAGCCACCAGAUCGAUUAUGGUACCUACGGCUCGGACCCGCUCGCGCGACCGUACUUGAGUCGCACGCUCGGGAUGGCGUCGACGACGUCCGACCUCGCGGAUGGGACGACCAAGAACACGUGUCACAUUCCGCGCUACGGCGGCUUCUUACCCGAAGCGCCCCACAACCCGAUUGCGGUCGCGCAAGGCGAUGGCACGGCGCCGCGCAACAAGGGCGCGGACCUGCGAUUGUACCACCUCAACAACAUCCCUGGCUACACGGGCCACAAGCCCGUCGACGCCAAGAACGUGCGGGGCGAGGCCACCACGGGGACCGAUCCGCGGUCGACCAACGGAUACAUUUAUCGUCCGCAUCUCUAA
Molecule: messenger RNA, 1032 nt
Organism: Saprolegnia parasitica CBS 223.65
Lineage: Eukaryota; Oomycota; Saprolegniomycetes; Saprolegniales; Saprolegniaceae
Exons: 1
Coding region: 1-1032 (343 amino acids)
Source: RefSeq, a predicted model, not a curated record